Messenger RNA from Helianthus annuus (common sunflower), 1883 nucleotides. RefSeq names its product laccase-4. Gene Ontology annotation, cellular component: apoplast. Gene Ontology annotation, biological process: lignin catabolic process. Bases 51 to 1721 code for a protein of 556 amino acids. The transcript is spliced from 5 exons. Gene Ontology annotation, molecular function: hydroquinone:oxygen oxidoreductase activity; copper ion binding. The record is from RefSeq and is a predicted model, not a curated record. Lineage: Eukaryota; Viridiplantae; Streptophyta; Magnoliopsida; Asterales; Asteraceae.
UUUUCGGCUGUUAACGUACCAUCAACUACGCACAAGUUCAAUUAACGAAGAUGCAAGGUUGGGUUCGAGCGUUAAUCAUAGUCGGCUUCUUGUUCCCAUUGUUGGUUCAAGGUCGCAUACGUCACUACAAGUUCAAUGUGGUUACAAAGAACGCGAAUCGUUUAUGCUCAAGCAAGCCCAUUGUCACGGUUAAUGGUCGAUUUCCUGGACCGACACUAUAUGCUCGGGAGGGUGACAAUGUCCUCGUAAAGGUUGUCAACCAUGUCAAGUAUAACGUCUCCAUCCAUUGGCAUGGAAUAAGACAAUUGCGCACAGGUUGGGCAGACGGGCCCGCAUACAUAACACAAUGCCCGAUCCAGCCAGGGCAAAACUAUGUUUACAACUUCACCAUUACAGGGCAACGAGGCACACUUUUUUGGCAUGCUCAUAUUCUUUGGUUAAGAGCUACCGUACAUGGUGCUAUCGUCAUCUUGCCCAAACUUGGUGUUCCAUAUCCCUUUCUUAAACCCCAUAUGGAACAAGUUGUGAUUUUAGGUGAAUGGUGGAAAUCAGAUACCGAAGCAGUGAUCAAUCAAGCAUUAAAAUCUGGGCUAGCACCCAACGUUUCAGAUGCACAUACUAUUAAUGGUCACCCGGGACGAGUUCAUGGUUGUCAAACACAAGGAGGGUUUCAAUUGAGUGUGGAAAAAGGAAAAUCGUACAUGCUACGUAUAAUCAACGCUGCACUCAAUGAAGAGUUGUUCUUUAAGAUCGCUGGCCACAAGCUCACGGUGGUUGAAGUGGAUGCCGUCUAUGUCAAACCCUUUAAAACCGACACAAUUGUCAUAGCACCGGGCCAAACUACCAAUGUCAUCGUCAUAGCCGACAAGAAAUCCGGUAAGUACAUGAUGAUUGCCUCCCCAUUCAUGGACUCACCGAUUGCAGUCGACAACAAGACCGCCACCGCCGCCAUUCACUACACCGGCACCCUUUCUCCCACCUCUACCAUCCUAACCACCCCACCACCUCAAAAUGCCACCGCGGUCGCAAACAAAUUUAUAGAUUCCCUCCGUAGUUUAAAUUCAAAAAGAUUUCCAGCCAAAGUGCCCUUGAGAAUUAACCACUCCUUAUAUUUCACGGUUGGGCUUGGUAUCAACCCAUGCCCGACUUGUAAAGCGGGUAAUGGAAGUCGAGUUGUGGCCGGUGUAAACAAUGUGACCUUUGUUAUGCCCACCACAGCUCUUCUUCAAGCACAUUAUUUCAAAAAGAAAGGAGUCUUUACCGCUGAUUUUCCGGGUAACCCACCUAUUGCUUUCAAUUACACCGGAACCCCACCCGCAAACUUGGCCACAAACAAUGGGACAAAGCUCUACCGGCUAAAAUACAACUCAACUGUCGAGUUGGUACUUCAAGACACAAGUAUCAUUGCUGCCGAGAAUCACCCGAUACAUCUACACGGCUUCAAUUUCUUCGCUAUUGGCAAGGGGAUUGGCAACUAUAACCCGAAGAUAGAUUCGAAGAAGUUUAACCUUGUUGAUCCUGUUGAGAGGAAUACGAUUGGUGUGCCUUCGGGUGGUUGGGUUGCUAUUCGAUUUCGAGCUGAUAAUCCCGGUGUGUGGUUCUUGCAUUGUCAUUUGGAGGUGCAUACAACUUGGGGGUUAAAGAUGGCGUUUUUGGUUGAAAAUGGAAAUGGACCAAAUGAGUCGCUUCUACCACCUCCAAAGGAUUUGCCGAAAUGUUAGAGAGGGAUUUAUUUUUUGAAGAACCAUAAUAUGUUUUUCAAGUGAUUUUUUGUUGUCUGGUAAUGAAAAAAUGUUACGAAUUAUGGUUAAGUCUUAGUAUUGAUUUUGGUUUCAUUGUUUUAACAAGAGGAUCGGACUGGCCGGACUCGGAUUCGCUCACCC